This is a messenger RNA of Oncorhynchus tshawytscha (Chinook salmon), 800 nucleotides long. RefSeq names its product C-x(9)-C motif containing 1. The record is from RefSeq and is a predicted model, not a curated record. The transcript is spliced from 5 exons. Bases 96 to 419 code for a protein of 107 amino acids. Lineage: Eukaryota; Metazoa; Chordata; Actinopteri; Salmoniformes; Salmonidae. Gene Ontology annotation, cellular component: mitochondrion.
GGUAGGUGACGCACCCGGAAGUAACGUGGUAAAGAAGAGAGGUCACUUUGCUUCUGUUUGUAUAAUGUUUUGAUUCAGCAACACUGCUGAUAAUUAUGGAAGCAACCAAAGCAGAGGAGCCUUUCCUGAGGCAUGUGGAGACUGAUGUACUCAUCCCCAAGAUGAUGAGGGAGAAAGCCAAGGAGCUCUGUGCUGAAAAGGUUACAGGGUUCAACCACUGUUGUAAAGAGACUGGUUUCCUGAUGGUGUUCAAGUGUCGGGAUCAGAACGCUGCCCUGAAGGAGUGUCUGACCGUACACUACAGAGACUCGGCGUUCUUCGAGGAGUGCAAGCAGGAGUACAUCAAGGAGAAGCUGGAGUACCAGAGGACAGGGGUGGCGGCUAAGAACCGCUCACAAAAACUACCAACCAGCAUGUAGGUUCCAAAUUGACCCCUGACCCCUGAACGUGUUGCUUCCACCUGUCCAAUCCUCUCAGAUCUACGGGAUUGGUUCGGUAGCAGGGGCUAGGGGUCAUGGAGGGUGGCAGGGGGAGUGAGGGCUACUCACGGGGCAUUACAGUGUGUGUAUUGUACAUCUGGUUGGGAUGCUCAUUGCCCCAACGGGAGGAACUAGAUCAACGAAGUGGCAGGAGACAGGAGGUCAUCCUAGGCCCUAAGUGACCUGUGUAACGACUACGCGGCAGGUUGGCAAGGUGUGUCUAAAGGCCUCCGUUCACCUGUAUGUAGGGAAAAGGAAUCUCUUACAGAUACAUGUCCUCAACAGAGUCUCUCUGGUUGAUCUGAUCAAACAGCCAUGAUG